Messenger RNA from Sesamum indicum (sesame), 1226 nucleotides. Its product is annotated as coiled-coil protein (DUF572). Gene Ontology annotation, cellular component: post-mRNA release spliceosomal complex; U2-type spliceosomal complex. Gene Ontology annotation, biological process: mRNA splicing, via spliceosome. The record is from RefSeq and is a predicted model, not a curated record. NCBI's taxonomy places the organism in Eukaryota, Viridiplantae, Streptophyta, Magnoliopsida, Lamiales, Pedaliaceae.
ACAUAAAUAAAAUAAACCGAACGAAGGAAAGCAGCAUACGUUUGCAGAAUUGAUUCAGAACUCGAUUGGAAUACACAGCUCAAGGGGUUUUGAAUUUCGUGCCGAAGAUAACCGAAUUGCAAGAUGUCGUCUCUUGCAGCUGCGAGGGCAGAUAAUUUCUAUUACCCACCAGAAUGGGACCCAAAGAAGGGUGGGUUGAACAAGUUUCAUGAUCAAGGCAUCUUGAUCAUAAGGUUUGAGAUGCCUUUUAAUAUUUGGUGUGGUGGAUGUGAGUCCAUGAUUGCAAAGGGUGUAAGGUUUAAUGCAGAGAAAAAGCAAGUGGGAAAUUAUUAUUCUACAAAGAUAUGGAGCUUUACAAUGAAGUCUGCAUGCUGCAAGCAUGAGAUUGUUAUUCAAACAGAUCCACAGAAUUGUGAGUAUGUGAUCAUUAGUGGAGCCAGAAGAAAGAUUGAGGAAUAUGAUGCUGAAGAUGCUGAAACUUUGGUGCUUCCAGUUGAUGAUGAUAGAAGUAAGCUGGCAGAUCCUUUUAAACGGCUUGAACACCAGGAGGGAGACAUGAAGAAAAAGAAAGAAGCAGAGCCAGUACUGGUGCGUCUGCAGCGAGUUUCCGAUGCCAGGCAUUCGGAUGAUUAUGCAUUGAACAAAUCUCUUCGGGCGAGGCUUAGGGAUCAGAAGAAAAGAGUAGCUGAAGAAGAGGCUAAUUCCAGAAAAGCAGGACUUGGGAUAAGACUUCUCCCGUCCUCUUCAGAGGAUGCUGCUGCUGCUUCACACGUUAAAUUUGCUGGAAAAUUUGAGAGGAACAGAAAAGACAAGAGGGCACUGAUUCAUGCAAGCUCAAUUUUUUCUGGAUCAUCCACUUCUUCUGUGUCUGAUAAAAGACGUUUGGAGCUUGAAGCUAAGAGGAGAAAAAUAAAUGCUGCCACUGCGUCAAAGUUAUUAGUUGGUGGAGUUAAGCCAUCUUCAUGGACACGGGCUUCUGAUCCAACUCGAAAAUUUAACAGGGCUUAAGGUUGCUGGAUAUCACAUCUCUAACAACCGUGUGCUUGGUGAUCAUGGAUCCUAUAAAGGACUAGGAUUGGUAGAAACAGUUGGUUUUGCCACUAUGGUAAUAGCUUGCAUAUCGCAGUUGCUUGAAUCUUAUAUUUCAGCAAAUUCUGUUAGCGUUUGUGUGUACAUAUUUUGUAUUGAAGCCCCGAGUUGUCGAGCCUUGAUCUCUCUUCUGCUAU